Gossypium arboreum is the source of this 1956-nucleotide messenger RNA. RefSeq names its product 3-phosphoshikimate 1-carboxyvinyltransferase 2-like. Gene Ontology annotation, molecular function: 3-phosphoshikimate 1-carboxyvinyltransferase activity. Gene Ontology annotation, biological process: aromatic amino acid biosynthetic process; chorismate biosynthetic process. The record is from RefSeq and is a predicted model, not a curated record. The transcript is spliced from 8 exons. Bases 180 to 1745 code for a protein of 521 amino acids. Lineage: Eukaryota; Viridiplantae; Streptophyta; Magnoliopsida; Malvales; Malvaceae.
UUGGUCACCAAUAUUUUUGGUAGCCUUGGAGUUGGUUGGGUGACACCUUUCACCGUGUCAAUUCAACUACCACAACGACAUCAAUUUAUUUUGUCUUCUAAUCCCACCAUUUAGAAAAACAAAGGUACAAAAGUUUCUGUAAUCUUUGUAACUUUGUUUCGGACUACUUAGAAAGAGAGAUGGCACUGAUUAGGAAAAUCUACGAUAGAACACCAAGAGCAUGCGUUUUGGCCAAUGUCUCAAAACCCCAGAAUCCCAAAUCUGUAUAUUCAGUUCCAUUUAGAUCAAAUCUCAAAGGAAGUUUUUCUUGUUCUUGCGGAUUGGUUUUGAAGAGCAAUGGCAAGUUAGGGACAGUUAAGGUUGGGUCUUUUAAGGUUUCUGCUUCAAUGGCAACAGCAGAGAAGCCAUCAAGAGCAUCAGAAAUCGUGCUUCAACCAAUUAAUGAAAUUUCGGGUACGGUCAAGUUGCCCGGUUCCAAAUCACUCUCCAAUCGGAUUCUGCUUCUCGCUGCUCUAUCUGAGGGAACUACUGUGGUAGACAAUCUGUUGAAUAGUGAUGAUGUUCAUCAUAUGCUUGUUGCUUUGGGAAAACUUGGGCUACAUGUUGAACAUGACAGUGAAAAGAAACGAGCCAUUGUGCAAGGUUGUGGUGGUCAUUUUCCAGUGGGGAAUGGGGAAGGUCAAGAAAUUGAGCUUUUCCUUGGGAAUGCUGGAACUGCAAUGCGACCGCUUACUCCUGCUGUUACUGCUGCCGGUGGCAAUUCAAGCUACAUACUUGAUGGUGUACCCCGAAUGAGAGAGAGACCUAUUGGGGACUUAAUUACUGGUCUUAAGCAGCUGGGUGCAGAUGUUGAGUGCACUCUUGGCACUAAUUGUCCCCCUGUUCAUAUAAAUGGAAAGGGUGGUCUUCCUGGGGGAAAGGUGAAACUCUCAGGAUCCAUCAGUAGUCAAUACUUGACUGCUUUACUCAUGGCAGCUCCUUUAGCUCUUGGGGAUGUGGAAAUUGAGAUAAUUGAUAAGUUAAUUUCAAUCCCUUAUGUUGAAAUGACUAUAAAGUUGAUGGAAAGGUUUGGAGUCACUGUGGAGCACACAGAUAGCUGGGAUCGAUUUUUGAUAAAAGGAGGUCAAAAGUACAAGUCUCCUGGAAAUGCUUAUGUUGAAGGUGAUGCUUCAAGUGCUAGUUACUUCCUUGCUGGUGCAGCAGUCACUGGCGGCACUGUCACAGUAGAAGGAUGUGGUACAAGUAGUUUACAGGGUGAUGUAAAAUUUGCUGAGGUUCUGGAGAAGAUGGGUGCCAAAGUCACCUGGACUGAGAACAGCGUCACUGUUACCGGACCACCAAGAAAUCCCUCUGGAAGGAAACACCUGUGUGCCAUUGAUGUUAACAUGAACAAAAUGCCAGAUGUUGCCAUGACUCUUGCUGUUGUUGCCAUUUAUGCUGAUGGUCCUACUGCCAUAAGAGAUGUGGCAAGUUGGAGGGUUAAAGAGACUGAAAGGAUGAUUGCUAUAUGCACAGAACUGAGGAAGCUUGGAGCAACAGUUGAAGAAGGACUGGAUUAUUGUGUGAUCACUCCCCCGGAGAAACUAAAUGUGACAGCAAUUGAUACUUACGAUGACCAUCGAAUGGCCAUGGCUUUCUCGCUUGCUGCCUGUGGCAAAGUUCCAGUUACCAUCAAGGAUCCUGGUUGCACACGGAAAACCUUCCCCGACUAUUUUGAAGUUCUGGAGAGGGUUACAAAGCAUUAAACACCUUUUAUAGUGGAGGAUAUGUUGCCAGUGUCUAAAAUCAUAGACCGAAAGCAGUUGAACCUUGUUCUUGAGAUCUACUUUGUAUUCUUGGAGAAUCUGGAGUUGGUUAUUUUCUUUCUAGUUUUGAUGACUUAGUAUCUGAUCCCUGUCCUGAAGACUGUAAUAUUAAGCAAUACGGUUCUAUAGAGGAUUGAUUCUUUUUGAGAAA